AUGUCAGCCUUUUGGAUCAUGGGCGUGAGAGCCGUGUCGGACAGUCUCACCGUACGGGAGGCCUUAUCGGGCGUGUUUGGGAGCAUCAGUCUUGCGACCUGGAUUUUCUUGCUGCUUCCCCAGCUCUACCUCAACUACAAGACUGGCAGCGCCGAGGGCAUCUCCCUCGCCUUCCUAUGCGUCUGGCUCAUCGGUGACAUCACCAAUCUAUCUGGAGCUCUUUGGGCCGACUUGGUUCCAACGGUCAUUGCGUUGGCCAUCUACUUCUGCUUUGCGGAUGUGGUGCUCAUCACGCAAUGUCUGUAUUACAACCACAUCAACUCGUCGAAUGCUGCUCGGCAUCCCUCUGUUGCGCCGGCUGUUACCGAAGACGUUGAGAGAACUUUUAUUCACAAUGCUGCAGAACCCCUCCUCCAACGCCACCGUAGCAGUGACACAAUCGGCCUCCCAGGCUCCCAUCGCCGGCGCUCCUCCGCGCUCUCGACCUCUCGCAAUUCCGGGACCAAAAUCCUCGAGAGAGAUGAAGACGCUGGCAUGCAGCCGUGGCUCAAGAACCUGCUUAGCAUUGUCGGCGUCAUCUUUGUGGGGACCGCCGGUUGGGCCAUCGCGUGGCAGGCUGGUGUGUGGGCGCCGAUAAACACGCCUAGUGCUGGGGACGAUGUUGAUGCUCAGACGACGGCACUAGGAGCAAAGAUUUUGGGAUAUAUAAGUGCGGUGUGCUAUCUUGGCGCCCGCAUCCCCCAAAUCGUCAAAAACUACCGUGAAAAAUCCUGCGAAGGCCUCGCCCUCCUCUUCUUCCUCCUCUCGCUCAUGGGUAAUUUCACCUACGGCAUCUCUAUCCUCGCGCACUCGCUUGAGAAGGACUACAUCUGGACCAACCUACCAUGGCUAAUUGGCAGCCUGGGCACGAUGGCCGAGGAUGCGAUCAUCUUCGUGCAGUUCCGGAUGUAUGACCCGAAGGAGAAGGCCGGGCUAGCUGUCGAGUGA
Molecule: messenger RNA, 987 nt
Organism: Drepanopeziza brunnea f. sp. 'multigermtubi' MB_m1
Lineage: Eukaryota; Fungi; Ascomycota; Leotiomycetes; Helotiales; Drepanopezizaceae
Source: RefSeq, a predicted model, not a curated record